AGCGCUGUGGGCAGCGGGGCGGUGAGAGGGGGCGGUGGGUCCGGGGCUGAGGGGAAACCGGCGGUUCCUGUAGCCCCGCGACGCUUUUCCCGCCGCCGUUCUUCUCCGGGGAGCCGCCGGCAGGGACUCCGAGUCCGACCGUAAACUUUCUCCCUGGACUUUGAGCAACUUGAGGCCGUGGGGGUGCAGCCCAGCACCGCCGGGACGCGGGGCCCGGGCAGGGAGCGUUCCCCUCAGCUCUGAGGCGUCUCCUGCGCUCGGCGGGAAGCGGGACCGGGGGGGGCCUCGUCUGGGAGGUCCCUCGGCGAAGCAGCUGGAUUGAAAAUCAUCUGGAGGAGCAACACUUAUUUCACAUCUAAAGCUGUUCGCCUCAGAACUCAAUGAGCUAUCUGUUGUGAAUGAUCUUAUUUCUAUAUAUUUGUAAUUUAAUUUAGACUGCAAAAUACAGACCAUGCCUAGCAGAAUGGGCUCAAAAAUUGAUUUGAACAAAGACUUCAUCAGAGUAAAAACACACUAUAGUGGGGACAUCCUGAUAACAAACCUGGAUGCAUCCAUGAGCUAUGAUGAACUUUGUGAUGAAGUCCACAAGAUGUGCAAUUUACAACAGGAACAGCCCAUUACCCUCAAGUGGAUUGAUGAUGAAGGUGACCCAUGUACCAUCUCAUCUCAGAUGGAGCUGGAAGAAGCUUUUCGUUUGUAUUGUCAGAACAGAGAUGAGGGGCUGAUUAUUCAUGUUUUCCCAAGUAUUCCAGAAAAACCUGGCAUGCCUUGUCCAGGAGAAGAUAAAUCAAUCUACCGACGUGGAGCCAGAAGAUGGAGGAAGCUGUACCGAGUGAAUGGGCAUUUGUUUCAAGCCAAACGUUUUAACAGAAGAGCAUACUGUGGCCAGUGCAGUGAAAGGAUAUGGGGUCUCGGAAGGCAAGGCUACAAGUGUAUCAACUGCAAAUUGUUGGUCCAUAAACGUUGUCAUAUUCUUGUUCCACUGACCUGCAAAAGGCAUAUGGAUUCGGUCAUGCCUUCCCAGGAACCUCAGUUAGAUGAUAAAAAUGAUGAAGUUGACCUCCCUUCAGAAGAAACUGAUGGAAUUUCCUACAUUCCUUCCACCCGGAAACAUGACAACCUUAAAGAUGACUCUGAGGAUAUCAAGCCAGUCAUUGAUGGAAUGGAUGGAAUUAAGAUUUCUCAGGGGCUUGGACUACAGGACUUUGAUUUAAUCAGAGUUAUUGGACGUGGAAGUUAUGCCAAAGUUCUUCUAGUUCGGUUAAAAAAGAAUGAUCAAAUUUAUGCCAUGAAAGUAGUGAAAAAAGAAUUGGUCCAUGAUGAUGAGGAUAUUGACUGGGUGCAGACAGAGAAACAUGUGUUUGAGCAGGCAUCCAGUAACCCAUUCCUGGUUGGUUUACACUCAUGCUUUCAAACAACGAGUCGAUUGUUUCUUGUCAUAGAAUAUGUAAAUGGGGGAGAUCUCAUGUUCCAUAUGCAACGGCAAAGGAAACUUCCUGAAGAACAUGCAAGGUUUUAUGCUGCUGAAAUUUGUAUUGCUCUGAACUUUCUACAUGAAAGAGGCAUCAUCUACAGAGAUCUAAAACUAGACAAUGUUCUUUUAGAUGCAGAGGGUCACAUUAAAUUAACAGAUUAUGGCAUGUGCAAGGAAGGUUUGGGCCCUGGUGACACUACAAGCACUUUCUGUGGGACACCAAAUUAUAUUGCACCAGAGAUCCUCAGAGGAGAAGAAUAUGGGUUCAGUGUGGACUGGUGGGCUCUCGGGGUGUUGAUGUUUGAAAUGAUGGCAGGAAGGUCUCCAUUUGAUAUUAUUACUGACAAUCCAGACAUGAACACUGAAGAUUACCUCUUCCAAGUUAUUCUUGAGAAGCCAAUCCGGAUUCCAAGGUUUCUUUCUGUCAAGGCUUCCCAUGUGUUAAAAGGAUUUUUAAACAAGGAUCCCAAAGAGAGGCUUGGCUGUCAGCCACAGACAGGAUUUUCUGAUAUCAAGUCUCACACGUUUUUCCGCAGCAUAGACUGGGAUCUGCUGGAAAAGAAGCAGACAACCCCUCCAUUUCAGCCUCAGAUCACGGACGAUUACGGUUUGGAUAACUUCGACACGCAGUUCACCAGCGAGCCCGUGCAGCUAACCCCAGAUGAUGAAGAUAUAAUAAAGCGAAUAGAUCAGUCAGAGUUUGAAGGGUUUGAGUACAUCAAUCCCUUGCUGCUGUCAACAGAGGAGACAGUAUGAAGGAGUCACUUCUUCAUCAUGGACAAUGUGAAUGACCUUUGAAUUUAUCCUUAACCACAGUAUAUGCAUGCGAGGCUGGGGACUGUAAGAGUUUGGAUGGAGACCAAUGAUUUUUUUUAAAAAUUGCUGCUGAAAAAUCAAAGACAAGAAAUGAUGAUUUUGGUGGGUGUCUUCUGCCACUUAGUGAUUCUUAAGGUCUGGGCACUGACAGAACUGGCUUCAUUAAUGAAGGAAUUUGCAUUUUGUGCCUGUUUGAUGAAGGAUUGAAAUGUUCAUUGCAUCCCUGGACAAGGAGAUUCCAAAAACCUCCAUCUACAGACUUUCUACAAACAUUUGAUGCAAUGAGCUACCAACUGAAGAAUAUUACAGUGUAACAUCCUGAAGAAUAAAAUAUAUUACGGUGGUGUUGAAGCUUAUUUUUGAUGCCUUUUUUCACAAGUGGUACCUGUCUAAACGUCUCAGAUAUAUUUAAAAGGAGUUGUGUUUUAUUAGCAAUCAAAUCAUAAAUUUGGGUACAAGAUUUAAGUGCCUAAAUGGACAAACUUCAUUGAAGAAUUAUUGCAUAUUUGGAACGUUCUUAAACCUGGUAAGUUCUGCUUGUUAAUACUAAGUAACCAUUUACAUAUGGAAUAUACAGUUCACAGCUGCAGCCUGAUAAACCUUUUUAUCUUUCUAGAAAUUAAAAUGCAGAGUGAUUCAGCAAUAUAAAUUCCAAAUUAGAAUUUACAUUAUCAAUUUCAAAAUCUGUUGUUUUAAACUCCAAAUUCACCAAAAUGUGUAGAUUGAAGAGAACUAAAUUUGCACACAAAGAAUUUCUGAAGAUACUUAACCAGUGCCUACAGCUACAAAGAUGUGUUGUAUAUUAGAUUUUUGAAAAGUAUUUUUAUCAACAAUACAAUUAUUCAGAAAUAGAGCAAAAGUGUAUUAAAGCAUAGCCUUAAAGUUUAAAUAGUAAAUCUAGAAUAACCAUAAUAUAAAAUACAUUUUCCUGAUAAAGCACACCUCCUACCUGUGGUAAACAGUCUGCUUACAAUUACUCAAUGUGUAUUAAUAACUAAUCAUUCUAUGUAAGAGGAUGGGAUGUUUUGGUAAAAUGAUUUGCAUCAAAGUAGUACAUUUUUUUAAUGGAAAAAAAUACCUAAGAGACUGACUAACACAAGGGAACUAUCAAAUCCCUUCUAGUGGAAGGAGCUGGGGGGGAGGUAGGGAAGGGUUGUGCUCCAUCAGAAAGGUGGGUGCUGCCUUUGAGGAUCAGUCAGCCUUCAGCUGCCUCCCGAGCAGCAGCAGCAGGGGCAGCUCUGCUCCUGCUGGAGUUGGGGUUGUGUGGGUUGUACAGACUGGGGGAAAAAAAAACCAUGAGAAACCCUGUGCCAUGCCAUCUCGCCUAAUUUGGUGUAAAAUGCAGGAUAAAUUGCACCCCUUUCACUCUCUCCACAUUACCAUAUGGUUUUCUCAGGGUACAGCAUUGCAUUAGGUGCUGAACAUGACAUCUUUGGGAUUCACAUCCAAGUCAUGAGGUGCUAGGACGAGACUGCCAAAACAUUGUUUAAAACUUUGAAUUAAUUGUUACCAAUCUACAUUUCGUAUCCCCUCAUUAGCUGCCUUUAGGCAGACCUGUGGUUGUUGAGUUGUAUGAACCCCAUUCAGAUCUAAGUUGUGGGUUUCUCUCUGUUGGGCUGUAGCUUUUCAUGUUAAGCAAAAUGUGUUUUAAUCAGCACUAAGUAAUUUAACCAGUAAGUACUUGCCUCAAAUGCCUGGAGUUUAGAUACUUUAUUACCUACUAAAGGAAGCAUUUACAUUUUAAAUGUAAUCCGGCUUUUUUUUAAUUACUCCCUUUUUCCUGACAACAAUUUAUCCUGAAUAGUUUUUCUUUCAGUGUUUUCAACUCCCCUGGUAAUAAAACUGAUCAGUAGUUAUCUGAGUGAGUGCAGGCAGCUCAUGAAUGGGAACUCAACGGACUCAGCUGUCCUUGGACAUGCCAGGGCAAAGGACCUUAAAUGGAAAUAUUAGACACGUGGGUUGGGUUUUCUUAAACCUUUUUUCUAGGUUUCAGAACAUUUUGGGAGGGAGGGAAGGAAGAACAGAGACACAUUUGCUAAACAAACAUUGUAAAGAGUACUUGAUUUUAUUUAAGAAUUUACAGGAAUUUACAAUGUUGCUGUGUUGCCAAAUAGUUUGCUGGAUACAAGUUUGGUUGCUCAUGUGCAAGUGUUUGAAUAAUGUUCUGUUCAUGAUGAAGGGGAAAUUUUUUUAUAUAAAGUACUUGUUUUAUAAAUAAAAGAUAAUGAAGGAUGUAAUUAAAUGUGUGGUUUGGAAAAAAAAUCCUAAUAUAUUACAAAUGGAUCUGGUAAUGAUAUAUAGUUGUCUUAUUUGAAAUAGUAAAUGAAAAUUCUAGCUAAUUUAAUGAUUGUAAAACAGUAAAUAUGUUCUUGUAGUUUUGUAUAAUUAAUUAGUUGGGAUCUUUGCUGACCAGUUUUAAUUGUGCAGAAGAUGGUAUACUAAUCCAUAACAGCUAAGAUCAUUUAUAUUCUUGCACAUCUAUUAAAGACUUUAAUGAAAAAGUUAA
Molecule: messenger RNA, 4796 nt
Organism: Calypte anna (Anna's hummingbird)
Lineage: Eukaryota; Metazoa; Chordata; Aves; Apodiformes; Trochilidae
Gene: PRKCZ
Product: protein kinase C zeta
Exons: 19
Coding region: 452-2230 (592 amino acids)
Biological process (GO): protein phosphorylation
Molecular function (GO): protein serine/threonine kinase activity; protein binding; ATP binding
Source: RefSeq, a predicted model, not a curated record